This is a messenger RNA of Mercenaria mercenaria, 2001 nucleotides long. RefSeq lists its product as uncharacterized. The transcript is spliced from 12 exons. Lineage: Eukaryota; Metazoa; Mollusca; Bivalvia; Venerida; Veneridae. Bases 355 to 1809 code for a protein of 484 amino acids. The record is from RefSeq and is a predicted model, not a curated record.
UGGCGUUGUUUCGGAUAUAGCCAUUCGUGGGCGACCAAACUACAAGUCUUGCACUUGCCUCUUAUAAUAGAGUCUUGUGAUUACUGCUUUCACAACAGCUAUGCAUUCAAGACUCUGGAUAUUAAUGAUGUUAAGGACGUCUUACCCCUUCGAAAACUAUGCUUCAAAUCCCUGUCAAAGUAUAGCAGUUUGUUCCCCGCAGAACAGCUAUGUUAUCUUCCUAUAGAAAUAUUAGAAGAUUUCAAGUGGUAUUUGAGUGUUCAUGACCUUUUGAAAUACAGCACUGUUUUCGAACAAGCAGGCAUUAAUACUAGCAGCGUAUGGGAGAAGCACUUCUUGAAGCGAUAUGGGCAAAUGUCACUAAGAAAACAGUAUUUUGAAUGGACAGAACGCCAUGUGUCGCUUGAAAAUUGCCAUACUUACCAAGCACAAUUCUUGCAAAAGCAUUGUAGUGAGCUGUCCUCAUUGUUAUGGGAUAUUGAGUCUGAUUGCAAGUGCCAGCAGAAUCUGCGUUUAUCUCUCCACUUUACUCCAAGUUUAGUCUUUCGGUGGCGACGUUUUACAGAACCGACCAAUAUACAGAUAACACAGAUGAUUGUAGAAAAUGUGCAACAUUUAGACAUAAUAACAAAAGAAAGAGCAUUUGAUUAUCAGGAAGUUGCCUUUUACAGGUCUUUUAAAAAUUUGAAAAGCGUUUAUUUUAGAAAUAUCGGAUUUCUAAGCAUGUUUUUUUGCUAUAAAGGAGGGUGUACAGAUAAACAAGAAGAAAAUCAAGUAGAGAGACCGUAUAAAAAUAAUUUACUGAUAAGCGUGAAGGCUUCCCUUGGAGAUGGGGAUAUAAAGUUUCUUACCAGUGACAAGUUUUCUGAAAGUGGCAUAAAAAGGUUAAACAUCUUUACACAUGAAUGGAUGCAUCCAGGUUAUCAGUUAUCUGGUAAAGGCUGGUGUGACACAGCACUGAGAAUGUUGACUCAUUUAACAGUGUGUGGAGAGAUACUAACAGCGAGUCUAGUAAAUGAACUAAUUUGUGGCUUAUUUGUGGUGUUCAAGGAUCCUUUGAGAGAACCAAUGAAAUAUCUUUGUCUGGGAUUUAAUGGGAGGAUAAGAUUACAAUUUGAUGUUCAUAAUUUUUCAGGUCAGACAUAUGCUGUUGAAGAAUUUGAAAUAUUGCAUACUGAGAUAGAGGAGGAAGAUGAGGUCUCUAUGUUGGUGCAGUUUUUACAAUGCAAUAGAAGCUUAUCUCAUUUGUAUUUCAAUGAUACAUCAAUAACCUUACCUCAAGGCAGCAGUGCAGUUCUUGACAGUUUGGCUGAUUUUAUUGUUAAAAGCAAUUUACGAGUCCUUGCAACACCAGUUGUGCAUGGAUUUGAUUUUGAUGUUUACAAGAUAUUAAGUAAUGCACCAGAGAUGACCUACCUAAAGGUACUAGGACCUGGAACAAUUGAACAUAUGCAAGACUUCAUAGCAAUUGUUGGAAGCCACAAAUACAUAAGUACAAUGUCUUUACAGGAAAUUGUUUUGGGUGAAGCAGGCAAAGAUCUUCUCGCUGUGAUAAUGACAUCUGAGAAUUCCAGUCUGAGCAACCUUGACCUUAGAUUCUGUGGCAUUCAAGGGGAAGAUUUUAUAGCAGCUGCGAAGACUGCCAGUGAAUCCUGUUGCAGACAUAAACUACAUAUCUUGGAUAUAAGCAUGAACAGGGUAAACAGACAACAGCAGACGACAAUCAAGAGGCUUUAUAAAAAUCUAACUGACAUUUUAAUGGUUGACAUUCCUGACAGACCUCAGAUGGAGUUUGUUGCACAAAUGUAAACUUGUGUUAAAUGUGUUAUACAACAGUACUGCUAGUGGCAUGAUUAAAUUUUAUGAAGAUUAAGAAACAAGACUGAUUGACACAGGUUAUUUUAAUGAAAAACAUGGUUUAUGGGCCAGGUAUUAAAUACCUAAUUUGAUAUGGUAGCACAAAGCUGUUUAUAUCAUACAAAAUACAGUAGAUCUUGGAUA